Molecule: messenger RNA, 2352 nt
Organism: Paramacrobiotus metropolitanus
Lineage: Eukaryota; Metazoa; Tardigrada; Eutardigrada; Parachela; Macrobiotidae
Product: transcriptional regulator ATRX homolog
Exons: 1
Coding region: 40-1377 (445 amino acids)
Source: RefSeq, a predicted model, not a curated record
CCUCCGGAAGAACGUCAUAACCCAAGAGUUCUUAUUCAGAUGAUGAAGCACGUGGUAUCUAAAGUUGCGAACGAAGAAGAUGCAUGGAUCCGCAUCAAAGUGGGCACAAAUGACGACCACUUGGCAUAUACAUACACAACAGACGGCAAAUUGUUGACCAAAGAGAGAACUCGCUCAAAGCCGACGGCGGAUCCAGACCCGAAGAAACGAUCGUCAGAUGAUUAUGAGUCGGUCCUCAGAUAUACAGAGGCGACGAGCAGAAAGUUCACCCUCAGACUUUUCGCUGGUAAUGGAGAAGUAGUGGAAACUAUAACUGCAGUGAUAGUCGACCCAAUAACAGGAGACCCGAUCCCAUAUGCUCCAUGGGAUGUAUCAGAAGAGAGCGCCCGAAAUGCGAAUCAGGCAGCGAUUGAGCAGUUAUGGAAUCUAAUACCUGAAAGUGAACGGGAAGACUCGGUAGUCCAAGCGAGCACAUUGAUCAGCAUGAUGAGGCACCGAGCGGAGAUCGACGAAGCGCAUUUCCGACUCACAAGACGAAUGGAAGACGGAUCGUAUAAAACGGUGUUUUACGAUGCUAAGAAAAACCCUUUGUGGGAGGUCGCCUCACCGGGACAGACGAAAGAGACAGCGCACUUGGAAAUUCAGCCCCCGGCACAAGAAGGCGGAGCCGAAGAAACGGAAGAAGCCCAGGGCACAUCGACAAACGUAACUGAAACAGGAGGGGCCAGACGUUCGUUACAAAGAGUACUCGAGAUUGCCCAAGGAAGUCAUGAUCACCUUCAGUGUGAUGAACCAAACUGUGCCCAUUGUAAUGCACCUGGCGACGCUGAACCAGAGUCGGAAGAUGAGGACUCAGCUGAAGAAGAAGUAGACUCAGAUGAGGAAAUGGUCGACAAACAUAAAAAGCCCUUGAGAGUCGCUAAACAGAGGAAAGCGCCUAAAUUGGAAGAAGCUAUGAACCGCGAAAAGGUUAAGAAAGGCGAGUUUCUCAAGAAACGAAGGGAAGAGGAAGAUAAGAAGAAACGAAAGGAGGAAGAAGAUAAGAAGAAAAAGAGCGGUGACGAAAGCGAUAGCACAAGCACCGGGAAGAAGAGGACGGAGAGAGAAAAGAAGGAUAAACCGUCGUCCCAUGAUGUCGAAAUACUGGACGAAUCAGUUGGCGAAGUUGAAGAGAGGUCAUCGACACCUACAACUUCAAAGAAGGUCAUCCAAUCAGCUACAUCAAAAUCAAAGGUCAAUGAGCCUGACUCUCCAAAAACCAAAGGAAAGGUCAUAGCGGUGAAACAAGUCGUCCCCAUUGUCAUUUCCGCAUCUACGCCAAAGGAGCGCAAGGACAAACAGAUUCGUGAAAAAGCGAAACGGGAGACGUCGCGUUAAUCGGAGGCAUCGGAAGUGAGCCUUCCAAGCACUUCGACGGUUAGUGCGAGGUCACAUACGGAUUCGAAAACGACACGAUCAAGGACUACUGAACCAAGAAGUCUAGCGGAGGCUUUGGAUAAAGGGAAAAAAGCAAAGAGCGAACCCGUUAGAACCAAAGGAAAGGGCAAGACAAUUACGAAAAUCGAUGCAUUGGCGCUGGUUAAUUAUACUGAACCGGAUGGAGAGAGCGAACUGGACUUCACCUCGGAUGAAGAAUUUGAUGGUCCAGAUGAUGAUAAUUUGACCACGGUCAAUGAAAUCAUCAACGCGUAUAACGGAGCUGAGAAAAAUUUCACACGAAUAAGAACAGCAUCGGUGACAUCCAAAUUCAAAGCGGGCCUGAAGACAUAUUUGAAGAAACAACGUCGUAGCUUCACUAAACGAAAGUUCGACGUCGUAUUGGAAUUCGCGCGGAACGCAGGAAAACUUAUACAGAAGCACCCGAGUUUUUCGUAUGAGGCCAAGUUGUUCAGACCAGCUAGUUCGGAUAAAGCGCUGACAACUCCGAACGAAGCCGUCCCAAUGCGAGUAGAAAGGGCAAUCGCAGGGAUGACAAGCGCGUUAGGGUCAACGAGUCACCGGAUCAGCCAAUACAUCAACGCAGUUUGGAACGAUGGAAAUGGAAUGAUAAAAGAAAUCGAUACGGCAACUGAGCGUGUGUAGCCGGCAAGAAUGUUAACAUGUUCACGGUUCACGCUGUGAGCAUAUUUGCCGGGCGAAAAUGCUCACGAAUGAGAUUAUGCAGGUCAUGUGCAGAUUUUUCCAGCAAAAUGGCACCAUAACUUAGAAAUGUUUACAGAUAUGAAUUUCUGCUGCUGAAAGUACAAGCGUUCGACUUAUGGCGAAACAUAAAUUUAAAAUUACAGUAUCAGUAAAUGUUUUAGAAAAUUACGAGGAUUUUAAUCAGAUACAUCUCUCUAGACUGCAUGUAUU